AAAAACAAGAAAAAGAACAAGAAAAAAAAAUCGUCGCACGGCCAAAGAGAAAGGGAAAGAGGAAAGGGCGAGGGGGCUGCAUUUCCUUAACCCGGGGACUUGUGUUGGCGGUCAUUUUUCUCCGCCGGCACGCACAACAAAUUAGAGUAGCAUAUGCUACGGAGCCAGCCAAUAUCCUGGGAUAGCAAAAUGGGAGAUGGCAACUCCGGGAGCAACAGAACCCUUUCAGGCAACAACAACAACUCGAGCAACAAGCCGGAGUGGCUGCAGCAGUACGAUCUGAUUGGGAAGAUCGGGGAGGGCACCUACGGGCUGGUGUUCUUGGCCAGGAUCAAGUCCCCCACCACAAAUCGCGGUAAGUCCAUCGCCAUCAAGAAAUUCAAGCAGUCCAAGGACGGCGACGGCGUCUCACCCACCGCCAUCCGGGAAAUCAUGUUACUACGGGAGAUUUCACAUGAAAACGUUGUCAAGCUUGUGAAUGUUCACAUCAAUCACGCCGACAUGUCCCUAUAUCUGGCUUUCGAUUACGCCGAGCAUGACCUUUAUGAAAUUAUUAGACAUCAUAGGGACAAGGUUAACCAUUCCAUCAGUCAGUACACAGUUAAAUCAUUGCUCUGGCAACUGCUCAAUGGGCUCAACUAUCUCCACAGUAAUUGGAUCAUACAUCGAGAUCUAAAGCCAUCAAAUAUCUUGGUUAUGGGUGAGGGAGAGGAGCAAGGAGUCGUAAAAAUUGCUGAUUUUGGACUUGCAAGAAUAUAUCAAGCUCCCUUGAAGCCCUUAUCUGACAAUGGGGUCGUCGUAACUAUUUGGUAUCGCGCACCUGAGUUGCUACUUGGGGCAAAGCACUACACAAGUGCCGUUGAUAUGUGGGCUGUUGGAUGCAUUUUUGCUGAGCUUUUGACUUUGAAGCCACUUUUUCAAGGUGCAGAAGUCAAGGCCCCACCAAAUCCUUUCCAGCUUGAUCAACUUGACAAAAUAUUCAAGGUCUUAGGCCAUCCCACACCUGAAAAGUGGCCAACACUGCCAAAUCUUCCACAUUGGCAACAAGAUUUGCAGCAUAUACAAGGGCACAAGUAUGACAAUACUGGCCUUAAUAGUGUCGUUCAUCUCUCGACAAAAAGUCCUCCAUAUGACCUCCUAUCUAAGAUGCUUGAAUAUGAUCCUCGGAAGCGUAUAACUGCUCAACAAGCCCUAGAGCAUGAGUAUUUUCGUAUUGAACCUCUCCCAGGGCGGAAUGCACUGGUAGGCCCAUCUGUGGAGAAAGUUGUGAACUAUCCUACUCGUCCAGUGGACACAACUACAGAUUUUGAAGGGACAACUAGUCUUCAACCUUCACAACCGGUAUCAUCUGGAAAUGCAGUUUCUGGGAGUAUGCCUGGUACUCAUGGAGGGACAAUGAGAUCUGUCCCUCGGCAGAUGGCAGUAGGUGGCAUGCAAAGGAUGCAACCUCAGGGCAUGCCAGCUUAUAACCUAACAUCUCAGGCAGGGAUGGGCGUUGGAAUGAAUCCCAGUGGCAUUCCGAUGCAGCGGGGUGUUUCUGCCCAGACUCAUCAGCAGCAGCAGCAGCAGUUGAGAAGGAAAGAUCCGGCAAUGGGGAUGGCUGGAUACCCUCCACAGCAGAAAUCAAGGCGCAUGUGACAUAGUGUGUACGAGGAAGUGAAGAUUCAUUUCUUUUCGGGAUGCAAAUGGCACAAACUACUCCGCCCUAGCUGGAGCGCAUGGACGUGUUGCCAUGUAACCAAGACAGCGGCAGCACUAUACUAUCAUUACUCUACUGUACAUUUUGCUGUACCUGUAUGUGCUCUUCUUUUAGAAAAACAAGAAAAAAGUAAAAAGCAAAUGUCAAAUUUCCAUUAAUUCAAAGAGGAAUGGGUUACAAUC
Corylus avellana is the source of this 1881-nucleotide messenger RNA. It is a transcript of the gene CDKE;1, whose product is annotated as cyclin-dependent kinase E;1. Gene Ontology annotation, biological process: protein phosphorylation. Lineage: Eukaryota; Viridiplantae; Streptophyta; Magnoliopsida; Fagales; Betulaceae. Gene Ontology annotation, molecular function: protein serine/threonine kinase activity; ATP binding. The record is from RefSeq and is a predicted model, not a curated record. Gene Ontology annotation, cellular component: nucleus; mediator complex.